This is a messenger RNA of Salvelinus namaycush (lake trout), 669 nucleotides long. Its product is annotated as tetranectin-like. The transcript is spliced from 5 exons. The record is from RefSeq and is a predicted model, not a curated record. Gene Ontology annotation, biological process: ossification; bone mineralization. The coding region runs from base 1 to 669 and encodes 222 amino acids. NCBI's taxonomy places the organism in Eukaryota, Metazoa, Chordata, Actinopteri, Salmoniformes, Salmonidae.
AUGUGGUCGUGCUGGAGAAGGUGGCCGUGUUCAGUGGCCAUCCUGAUCAUCUCUGUCACACACAAGGGGACGGUCACCUGCGUCAGGAAGGUGGGAGGAGGCAGCCUGGACCCAGAGAGCAUCUUUGAGAUGACAGAGCAGGCUUUCCCUACGAAGAAAACGGUUAAAAAGGAUGAAGGAAAAGAUGCAGCCAUAGAGGAGCUGCAGAAGCAGAUUGACGACAUUGUUCAGGAUCUAAAUAUUAUGAAGGAGCAACAGGCUUUGCAGUCAGUUUGUUUGAAAGGGGUCAAGGUUCAUGGCAAGUGUUUCCUGGCUGAGCCGCGGAAGAAAAGCUACCACACAGCCUUUGACGACUGCAUUGCCCUGGGGGGUGUACUCGGUACCCCCUUGUCCAAGGACCAGAAUGACCAGCUCAGCGACUACGUCUACCAGAGCAUCGGCCCAGGCGAGCAGAUCUGGCUGGGCAUCAGCGACAUGGUGACUGAGGGCAACUGGAUGGAUCAGGUGGGCAACAGCAUCCUCUACAAGAACUGGGACUCUGAUUCCAGAUCCCCAAAGACAGAUCGUUCCCAGAACUGUGUCAUCCUCUCAGAGGCCACUGGUGGGAAAUGGUUAGACAAGAACUGUCGUGAGGAGAAGGCCUCUGUCUGCGAGUUCAACAUAGUCUGA